This is a messenger RNA of Ipomoea nil (Japanese morning glory), 1118 nucleotides long. RefSeq lists its product as uncharacterized. The coding region runs from base 108 to 659 and encodes 183 amino acids. The transcript is spliced from 3 exons. NCBI's taxonomy places the organism in Eukaryota, Viridiplantae, Streptophyta, Magnoliopsida, Solanales, Convolvulaceae. The record is from RefSeq and is a predicted model, not a curated record.
CCGCGCACCUUCCCAACAAUAAGGCACGUCUUUACUUGGUUUCUGUCCAAUAUUCAUUCUAUUAUCUAAUCUCUAUCUUGGUUCUUACUUCUUACUUCUUAGCACUCAUGGCUCGUCUUCUCUCCCAAUCCCUAACUCGGAAACGGGUUCCAUCCACGCUCUCCCAGCGUCUACUCACCCACUUCCGACGCUCCAAAUCCAACAGCUCCGGCGGAGACGAUGCCUCGCAUCCACACAUCAUCGAGAUUGACUUGGACUCCUCGACCCAUUCCUCUCCCUUGGACCCGGAUUCUACCAGCGGCGGGAUCCAUAGGCUCGAGGAUGUCAUACACACUAUCAUCGUGCGACGAUCUGCACCCGAUUGGCUCCCUUUCCUCCCGGGGUACUCCUAUUGGGUCCCUCCUCGCCAUCUCACUGUCCACCAUCCCCACAACAUCGUUGAAGUAAUCGGCAAGAUUUCUGCAGCCAAAACUAGCCCUUCUUUGCUUUCGGAUGAUGAAUUAAUGGCUGUCACAUCCGCUCGCGGUUGGCCUUCAUCCAAUUAUUUCUUCCCAGGGAGUGCCCCCACAUAUCCUGUCCCAUUACAAGUGAUGGAACUGGAGGUGAAGAUUCAGGAAAGCUCUGAUGAUGAACCUAAAUCUGAGGAUGAGGAAGGAUAAAUAACACACACACAUAUAUAUAUGAAAUGGUUGCUAGGGCUUGCUCACCUGUGUAAAUAAUAUAUCUGUGGUACGGAAACUAUGGCAGUGAGCAAGGAAAAUAUGAAACUGCCAGGAGACUGCAUGUGUAUUGUCAGAUCCAAUGUGGCACUGGAUGAGCCAACGGCAUCUUUAUUCCUGCUCAACCUAGUGGCUUGAUGCCUAUAAUACUAUGAAGAAGAAACCUGUACAAGAGCAUGAAGUGUUGUUUGAAUAAAUCUUGUGUAUUAUUUCUGGAAAUCAUAAGCUUUUUAGUUUACAAUUGUUGUUAUACUAUGGACCUGGACGAGAGUCCACCUGAGCGUUCAGAUUAUGUAUUUGUAGGUAACAUAUUAUGUGUCUUUACACUUAAACACAUAAUUUGUUAAGUGAAUGCACAUAAUAUGUUAAUUGUAUACAUAAUUUGAAUAUUAUUUUGAA